GGGCAAGUCCUGACAAACUUGGCUUCUCUCCGGCCCUCUCUCCGGCCCUCUCUCUAGCCCUCGCGCACUCUCCUCUCUCCUCGUUUCGGUGCUUAAGUUUCACCCAGGACGGAAGCCUCUGGAGAUGCGGCCACCUGGGUCCCGGCAGCGUGGGUGGAUCUCACUCUUGUUGGGGACAUGCUGAAGAUCCGUGGGAGGCAAAGUUGGUACUUCAGACACGGCUUCUAACAAAUAUCCAAAUCGCGUGGGGGAUUACGGACCUGCCGAGGACUUGAAAGCAGAGCUCCGAGGACUCGGCUGGACUGGUUCCCGAGAGAGCACGGCAGCGCGAUGGGGCGGCACCUGGCCGUGCUUUGGCUCCUCCUCCUCCAGCACGUAGGAGACCGCGCGGGCACUCAGGCCCUGGAGCAGGCUCCUCUGCAGUUCACGCAGUCCCAGUACAACGUGACUGUGCACGAAAACUCGGCAGCCAAGACCUACGUCGGGCAUCCCGUGAAGAUGGGCAUUUACAUUACAAACCCCUCGUGGGAAUUAAGGUACAAAAUUGUCUCAGGAGACAAUGAAAACCUGUUCAAGGCUGAAGAGUACCUUCUUGGAGACUUUUGCUUUCUAAGGAUAAGGACCAAAGGAGGAAAUACAGCGAUUCUUAACAGAGAAGUGAAGGACCACUACACAUUGGUGGUCAAAGCCCUUGAGAAAAAUACUAAUGCGGAAGCGCGGACAGUGGUCCGGGUGCAAGUGCUGGAUACAAACGACUUGAGACCAUUGUUCUCGCCCACCUCGUACAGUGUUUCUUUACCUGAAAACACAGCCAUAAGGACCAGUAUUGCAAGAGUCAGUGCCACAGAUGCAGACAUUGGAACCAAUGGGGAAUUUUACUACAGUUUUAAAGACCGAACGGACAUGUUCGCCAUUCACCCAACAAGCGGCACGAUAGUUUUAACGGGUAGGCUUGACUACGCGGAGACCCAGCUCUAUGAGAUGGAAAUUCUCGCCGUGGACCGUGGCAUGAAAUUGUACGGUAGCAGCGGCAUCAGCAGCAUGGCCAAGCUAACGGUUCACGUCGAACAGGCCAACGAGUAUGCCCCUGUGAUAACGGCGGUGACGUUGUCGCCGUCAGAGCUGGACAAGGACCCCACCUAUGCAAUCAUAACAGUGGAAGACGGUGACCAGGGUGCCGGCGGGGAGGUAGCCUCUUUAAGCAUUGUGGCCGGCGACGUCCUGCAGCAGUUCCGAACAGUGAGGUCCUCUCCGGGGAGUAAAGAAUAUAAACUCAAAGCAGUCGGUGGCAUUGACUGGGACAGUCACCCUUUUGGCUACAAUCUGACACUGCAGGCUAAAGAUAAAGGAACGCCUCCCCAGUUUUCUUCUGUAAAAGUAAUUCACGUGACUUCCCCACAGUUCCGAGCCGGGCCAGUCAGGUUUGAAAAGGAGGUGUACAGGGCAGAAAUAAGCGAGUUGGCCCCUUCCCACACACCCGUGGUCAUGGUAAAAGCCACGCCUAGUUAUCCUCAUUUGAGGUACGUUUUCAAAAGUGCCCCUGGCAAAGCUAAAUUCAGCUUAAAUCACAACACAGGCCUCAUUUCCAUUUUAGAACCCGUUAAAAGACAGCAGGCAUCCCAUUUUGAACUUGAAGUAACAACAAGUGACAGAAAAGCCUCAACCAGGGUCUUGGUUAAAGUCUUAAGUGCUAAUAGCAAUGCCCCUGAAUUUACCCAGACAGCGUACAAAGCCUCUUUUGAUGAGAACGUGCCCGUUGGCACCACCGUCAUGAGUGUGAGUGCUAUAGAUCCCGACGAGGGUGAGAACGGGUAUGUGACUUACAGUAUCGCAAAUUUAAACCCUGUGCCAUUCGCCAUCAACCACUUCACCGGGGCCGUGAGUACUUCAGAAAGCUUGGACUAUGAGCUGAUGCCUCGGGUCUACACACUGAGGAUUCGCGCGUCAGACUGGGGCUUGCCAUACCGCCGGGAAGUUGAAGUCCUUGCUACCCUUACCCUGAAUAACUUGAAUGACAACACGCCCUUGUUUGAGAAAAUAAAUUGUGAAGGAACAAUUCCCAGGGAUCUGGGGGUGGGAGAGCAAAUAACUACUGUUUCUGCUAUUGAUGCUGACGAACUUCAGUUGGUCCGUUAUCAGAUUGAAGCCGGAAAUGAAUUAGAUUUGUUCAGCUUACAUCCCAGCUCUGGGGUGUUGUCAUUAAAGCAAUCGCUAAUGGAUGGUUUGGGUGCAAAGGUAUCAUUUCACAGCCUGAGAAUUACAGCUACAGAUGGAGAAAAUUUUGCCACACCGUUGUACAUCAACAUAACGGUGGCUGUCAGUCGCAAGCCAGUACACCUGCAAUGUGAGGAGACUGGCGUGGCCAAAAUGCUGGCCGAGAAACUCCUGCAGGCAAACAAAUUGCACGGCCAGGGAGAGGUGGAGGAUGUCUUCUUCGACUCUCACUCUGUCAAUGCUCACGCGCCACAGUUCAGCAGUGCUCUCCCGACUGGCAUUGAGGUGAAGGAGAACCGCCCUGUGGGGUCCAGCAUCAUUCUCAUGAAUGCCACUGACCUUGACACUGGCUUCAAUGGGAAACUGGUCUACGCUAUUUCGGGAGGAAAUGAGGACAGUUGCUUCAUUAUCGACGUGGAUACGGGGAUGCUAAAAGUUUUAUCUCCACUUGACCGAGAGACAACAGACAAAUACACCCUGAAUAUUACAGUGUCUGACCUUGGUAUACCGCAGAAGGCUGCCUGGCAUCUUCUCGCUGUCCGGGUUCUGGAUGCCAAUGACAAUCCCCCUGAGUUUUUACAGGAGAGCUAUUUUGUUGAGGUGAGUGAAGACAAGGAGAUAAACAGUGAAAUCAUCCAGGUGGAAGCCACAGAUAAAGAUCUAGGGCCAAAUGGACAAGUGACAUACUCUCUUCUCACAGACACAGAUACCUUCUCAAUCGACAGCGUGACCGGUGUUGUUAAAGUCGUGCGCCCGUUGGAUCCUGAAGUCCAGCACGUGCAUUACUUGAAGAUCGAAGCUAGGGAUCAAGCCACAGAAGAACCCCAGCUGUUUUCCACGGUACUUUUGAAGGUCUCAGUAGAAGAUGUUAAUGACAACCCCCCCAGGUUCAUUCCACCUAAUUACCGUGUGAAAGUUCGAGAGGACCUUCCAGAAGGAACCAUAAUCAUGUGGUUAGAGGCCUAUGAUCCCGACUUAGGUCAGUCUAGUCAAGUGAGAUACAGCCUCUUGGACCAUGGAGAAGGACACUUUGAUGUAGACAAACUCAGUGGGGCAGUUAGGAUUGUGCAGCAGUUGGACUUUGAGAGGAAACAAGUAUAUAAUCUCACCGUGAGGGCCAAAGACAAAGGGAAGCCAGUUUCCCUGUCCUCCACUUGCUAUGUUGAAAUCGAGGUAAUUGAUGUGAAUGAGAACUUACACCCACCGGUGUUUUCCAGCUUUGUGGAGAAGGGUGUAGUGAAAGAAGAUGUCCCUAUUGGUUCCUCAGUGAUGACAGUGUCCGCUCAUGAUGAAGACACAGGAAGAGAUGGGGAGAUCCGUUACUCCAUUAGAGACGGUUCUGGUGUUGGCGUUUUCAAAAUAGAUGAAGAAACAGGUGUCAUCGAGACUUCCGACCGACUGGAUCGUGAGUCCGCCUCCCACUACUGGCUCACGGUCUAUGCCACCGAUCAGGGCGUCGUGCCUCUGUCCUCGUUUACAGAGAUCUACAUCGAGGUGGAGGAUGUCAAUGACAACGCUCCGCAGACAUCAGAGCCCGUGUAUUAUCCAGAAAUCAUGGAAAAUUCUCCCAAGGAUGUAUCGGUGGUGCAAAUUGAGGCAUUUGAUCCAGAUUCUAGCUCCAGUGACAAGCUGACGUACAAAAUCACAAGUGGAAAUCCACAAGGGUUCUUCUCGAUACAUCCCAAAACAGGCCUCAUCACAACAACGUCAAGGAAACUAGAUCGAGAGCAGCAAGAUGAGCACAUAUUAGAAGUUACCGUGACAGACAAUGGGAGUCCUCCCAGAUCAACCGUGGCAAGAGUAAUUGUGAAAAUCCUUGAUGAAAAUGACAACAAACCGCAGUUCCUACAAAAGUUCUACAAAAUCAGACUCCCAGAGCGGGAAAGGCCGGAACGGGAGCGGAACGCCAGGCGCGAGCCCAUCUACCGGGUCAUAGCCACGGACAGAGACGGAGGCCCCAACGCCGAGCUCUCCUACAGCAUCGAGGAGGGCAACGAGCAUGGCCGGUUCUUCAUUGAGCCCAAGACGGGGCUGGUCUCGUCCAAGAAGUUCUCGGGAGCUGGGGAAUAUGACAUUCUCUCCAUUAAGGCAGUCGAUAACGGUCGCCCCCAAAAGUGGUCAACGACUCGACUCCAUAUUGAAUGGAUCUCCAAGCCCAAACCAUCCCCGGAGCCAAUCUCCUUUGAAGAAUCGUUCUUCACCUUUACUGUCAUGGAAAGCGACCCAGUGGCCCACAUGAUCGGAGUGAUAACAGUGGAGCCGCCCGGCACACCUCUUUGGUUUGACAUCACUGGAGACACACUUGCUAGAGAAGUGUUUCACAUCUUUCAGAUGACUUGUGACCUGAACUGUACAGCAGAAGGUGGCAACUAUGACAGUCACUUUGAUGUGGACAAGGGCACCGGAACCAUCAUUGUUGCCAAACCACUUGAUGCAGAACAAAGAUCAAACUAUAACCUCACAGUCGAGGCCACAGAUGGAACCAACACGAUACACACUCAGGUAUUCAUCAAAGUAAUAGACACAAAUGACCAUCGUCCUCAAUUUUCUACGUCAAAAUAUGAGGUGGUUAUUCCUGAAGACACAGCUCCAGAAACGGAAAUUUUGCAAAUCAGUGCUAUGGAUGAGGAUGAAAAAAACAAACUCAUCUACACUCUGCAUAGUAGUAUCGAUCCACUGAGUCUCAAGAAGUUUCGCCUCGACCCCGCCACUGGCUCCCUGCACACCGCGGAAGCACUCGACCAUGAGGCCACUCACCAGCAUGUGCUCACAGUCAUGGUACGAGAUCAAGAUGUCCCCGUGAAGCGCAACUUUGCAAGGAUCGUUGUGAACGUCAGUGACACCAACGACCAUGCCCCCUGGUUCACGAGCUCCUCCUACGAGGGGCGGGUGUAUGAGUCCGCUGCCGUGGGCUCCGUGGUGCUGCAGGUCACAGCUCUGGACAAGGACAAGGGGAGGAACGCUGAAGUGGUGUACUCCAUCGAAUCAGGAAAUAUUGGAAAUUCUUUUACAAUUGAUCCCAUCUUGGGCUCUAUAAAAACCGCCAAAGAAUUAGAUCGAAGUAACCAAGUGGAAUAUGACUUAAUGGUAAAAGCUACAGAUAAAGGCAGUCCACCAAUGAGUGAAAUAACUUCUGUGCAUAUCUUUGUCACAAUUGCUGACAAUGCCUCUCCCAAGUUUACAUCUAAAGAAUAUUCUGUGGAAAUCAGUGAAACCAUCAGCAUUGGGAGUUUUGUUGGAAUGGUUACAGCCCAUAGUCAGUCAUCAGUGGUAUAUGAAAUAAAAGAUGGAAAUAUAGCCGAUGCUUUUGAUAUUAAUCCACACUCUGGAAGUAUCGUCACCCAGAAAGCCCUGGAUUUUGAAACGUUGCCCAUUUACACACUGACAAUACAAGGCACAAACAUGGCUGGCUUAUCGACGAACACAACAGUUCUAGUGCACCUGCAGGAUGAAAAUGACAACGUGCCAGUUUUCACACAGGCAAAAUACACAGGACUCAUCAGCGAAUCAGCGGCCAUUAACAGCGUGGUCCUAACAGACAAGAAUGUCCCCCUGGUGAUUCGGGCCACUGAUGCUGAUAAAGAAUCGAAUGCAUUGCUUGUUUAUCACAUCGUUGAACCAUCUGUACACAAAUAUUUUGCUAUUGAUUCUAGCACUGGUGCCAUCCACACGGUACUCAGUUUGGACUAUGAAGAAACGAGUACCUUUCACUUUACUGUGCAAGUGCAUGACAUGGGAACACCGCGUUUAUUUGCGGAAUAUGCAGCCAAUGUGACUAUACAUGUAAUUGACAUUAAUGACUGCCCCCCGGUGUUCUCCAAGUCAUUGUACGAAGCCUCUCUUUUGCUGCCGACAUACAAAGGAGUGAACGUCCUCACAGUCAAUGCAACCGAUGCUGACUCCAGCGCCUUCUCACAGCUGAUGUACUCGAUCACGGAAGGCAACAUUGGGGAGAAGUUCUGGAUGGACCACAAGACUGGUUCCAUUACGGUGCAAAACACGACUCAGCUAAGAAGCCGCUAUGAGUUAACCAUCCGAGCUUCUGAUGGCAGGUUUGCAAGCUUUUCCUCUGUGAAAAUCAACGUGAAAGAAAGCAAAGAAAGUCAGCUGAAGUUCACCCAGAAUUUCUACUCGGCAGUAGUGAAAGAGAAUUCCACCGAAGCCAGAAUGUUAGCCGUCAUCACUGCUGUUGGGAAUCCAAUCAACGAGCCUUUGUUUUACCGCAUCCUCAACCCAGAUCGCAGGUUUAAAAUAAGUCGCACUUCGGGCGUUCUGUCCACCACAGGUAUACCGUUUGAUCGUGAACAGCAGGAGGCAUUUGAUGUGGUAGUCGAAGUGACACAAGAACAUAAGCCUGCAGCAGUGUCCCAUGUCCUUGUGAAGGUCGUCAUUGAAGACCAGAAUGACAAUGCACCAGUGUUUGUCAACCUCCCCUACUACGCUGUUGUUAAGGUGGACGCGGCAGUAGGCCAUGUUAUUCGCCAGGUUACUGCCGUGGACAGAGACAGUGGCAGCAAUGGGGCAGUGCAUUACUACCUUAAGGAACAUCACGAGCACUUUCAGAUUGGACCCUCAGGGGAAAUUUCACUGAAAAAGCAAUUCGAACCUGACACCUUAAAUAAACAAUACCUGGUCACAGUGGUGGCAAAAGACGGAGGAAACCCAGCUUUUUCCGCUGAAGUUCUAGUUCCAAUCACGGUGAUGAACAAAGCCAUGCCUGUGUUCGAAAAGCCUUUCUACAGUGCAGAGAUCCCAGAGAACAUCCAGAUGCACAGCCCAGUCGUCCACGUACAAGCCAACAGCCCGGAAGGGUUGAAAGUCUUCUACAGCAUCACAGACGGGGAUCCGUUUAGCCAGUUUACUAUUAACUUCAACACGGGAGUUGUCAACGUCGUAGCUCCUCUGGACUUCGAGUCUCACCCAGCAUACAAACUGAGCGUGCGCGCAACUGACUCCUUGACCGGUGCACAUGCCGAGGUGUUUGUGGACAUCAUAGUGGAGGACGUUAACGAUAACCCUCCCGUGUUUGUGCAGCAGUCUUACGCUGCAACGCUGUCUGAGGCAUCUGUCAUUGGAACAUCUGUUGUUCAGGUUAGAGCCACCGAUUCUGACUCGGAACCCAACAGGGGAAUUUCUUACCACAUGUUUGGGAAUCACAGCAAGAGCCAUGAUCAUUUUCACCUCGAUAGCAGCACUGGUCUCAUUUCACUAGCCAGACCUUUGGACUAUGAGCAGUUCCAUCAGCACAAGGUUUUCGUGAGGGCCAUCGACGGGGGCAUGCCCCCGCUGAGCAGUGAUGUGAUUGUCACAGUGGAUGUCACUGACCUCAAUGAUAACCCGCCGCUGUUUGAGCAGCAGGUUUAUGAGGCCAAAAUCAGCGAGCACGCCACGCAUGGGCACUUUGUGACCUGUGUAAAAGCCUAUGACGCAGACAGCUCAGACAUAGACAAGUUGGAAUACUCCAUUCUGUCUGGCAACGAUCAUAAGAAUUUCAUCAUGGACAGUGAAACGGGGAUUAUCACGCUCUCAAACCUCCGCCGGCACACCUUGAAGCCAUUUUCCAGUCUUAACAUUUCUGUUUCGGAUGGCGUCUUUAGAAGUUCAGCCCAGGUUCACAUAACUGUAAUUGGAGGCAAUUUGCACAGCCCUGUGUUCCUUCAGAAUGAGUACGAAGUGGAGCUAGCUGAAAACGCCCCCUUACACACCCUGGUGAUCGAGGUUAAAGCAACUGAUGGGGACUCUGGUAUUUACGGCCACAUCACUUACCAUAUUGUGAAUGACUUUGCCAAAGACAGAUUUUAUACAAACGAGAGGGGACAGAUAUUUACUUUGGAAAAACUUGAUCGCGAAAUCCCAGCAGAGAAAGUCAUCGCGGUUCGUUUAAUGGCUAAGGAUGCUGGAGGAAAAGUUGCUUUCUGCACCAUUAACGUCAUCCUUACCGAUGACAAUGAUAAUGCACCUCAAUUUCGAGCAACCAAGUAUGAAGUAAACAUCGGAUCCAAUGCUCCCAAAGGGACAUCCGUCAUUAAAGUUCUUGCAAGUGAUGCCGAUGAGGGGUCCAAUGCCGACAUCGCCUAUGCCAUUGAAGCAGAUUCCGAAAGCGUGAAAGAGAACUUGGAAAUCAACAAACUGUCUGGCAUAAUUACUACAAAGGAAAGCUUAAUUGGCUUAGAAGAUGAGUUCUUCACUUUCUUUGUUAGAGCUGUGGAUAACGGGUCUCCUCCCAAAGAGUCCAUUGUCCCCGUCCGUGUGAAAAUACUCCCACCAGAAACGCAGCUUCCAAAAUUUUCAGAACCGUUUUACACCUACACAGUUUCAGAAGACAUGCCCAUUGGAACAGAAAUAGACGUCAUUCGAGCAGAACACAGCGGGACUGUUCUCUAUAGCCUUGUCAAAGGGAAUACCCCUGAAAGUAACAGGGACGAGUUCUUCGUGAUCGACAGACAGAGUGGGAAACUGAAGCUGGAGAAGGCUCUGGAUCAUGAGACAACAAAGUGGUAUCAGUUUUCCAUACUCGCCAGGUGCACUCACGAUGACGAGGUGGUGGCUUCUGUGGAUGUUAGUAUCCAAGUGAAAGACGCAAAUGAUAACAGCCCGGUCUUGGAGUCUAGCCCAUAUGAGGCAUUUGUUGUUGAAAACCAGCCAGGGGGAAGUCGAGUCAUCCAGAUCCGGGCCUCUGAUCUAGACUCGGGAACCAAUGGCCAGGUUAUGUAUAGUCUAGAUCCGUCACAAAGUGUGGAAGUCACCGAAUCCUUUGCCAUCAACAUGGAAACAGGCUGGAUCACAACCCUGAAGGAGCUUGACCACGAAAAGAGAGACAACUACCAGAUUAAAGUGGUUGCAUCAGAUCACGGGGAAAAGGUUCAGCUGUCCUCCACAGCCAUCGUGGACGUUACUGUCACCGAUGUCAACGAUAGUCCCCCACGGUUCACGGCAGAGAUUUAUAAAGGGACCGUGAGUGAGGAUGACCCCCCAGGUGGUGUAAUUGCCAUUUUAAGUACCACAGAUGCUGAUUCAGAAGAAAUUAACAGACAAGUUACAUACUACAUAACAGGAGGGGAUCCGAUGGGGCAGUUUGCUAUUGAAAAUAUACAGAAUGAGUGGAAGGUCUAUGUGAAGAAACCUCUGGAUAGGGAAAAAAGGGACAAUUACCUUCUGACCAUCACAGCAACUGACGGCACCUUCUCAUCAAAAGCAAUAGUCGAAGUCAAAGUUCUUGAUGCAAAUGACAACAGUCCAGUUUGUGAAAAGGCUUUAUAUUCAGACACCAUAUCAGAAGAUGCCUUUCCCGGGAAAUUGAUCAUGCAGGUCUCUGCUACAGAUGCAGAUAUCCGUUCCAACGCUGAAAUUACUUACACAUUAUUUGGUCCAGGUGCAGAAAAAUUCAAACUAAAUCCAGACACAGGUGAACUGAAAACAUUAGCCCCGCUUGAUCGCGAGGAGCAAGCGGUUUAUCAUCUCCUAGUCAAGGCCACAGAUGGAGGGGGACGGUUCUGUCAAGCUAACGUCGUGCUCACGUUAGAAGAUGUGAACGACAACGCCCCCGAGUUCUCUGCCGAUCCUUACACCAUUACCGUGUUCGAGAACACAGAGCCCGGGACGCCGUUGACCAGGGUGCAGGCCACGGACGCGGAUGCAGGGCUAAAUCGGAAGAUAGCCUACUCUCUGAUUAACCCUGCUGAUGGACAGUUCUCCGUUAAUGAAUUAUCUGGAAUCAUCCAGUUAGAAAAGCCUUUGGACAGAGAACUACAAGCAGUGUACACCCUUACUCUGAAAGCCGUGGACCAGGGUUUGCCAAGGAGGUUGACAGCGACUAGCACUGUUAUUGUGUCUGUUUUGGAUAUAAAUGACAACCCGCCUGUGUUUGAAUACCGUGAAUACGGUGCCUCAGUGUCUGAGGACGUUCUCAUUGGAAAACAAGUUCUCCAGGUGUAUGCAGCAAGUCGGGACAUUGAAGCCAACGCCGAAAUCACCUACUCCAUCAUCAGUGGGAAUGAACAUGGGAAAUUCAGCAUCGACCCCAAAACAGGGGCCAUAUUUAUCAUCGAGAACCUGGAUUACGAAAGCUCUCAUGAGUACUACCUGACUGUGGAAGCCACGGACGGAGGCACCCCUUCAUUAAGCGACGUUGCCACGGUGAACAUCAACGUGACAGAUAUCAAUGAUAACACCCCGGUGUUCAGCCAAGACCCCUACACAGCAGUGAUCAGCGAAGAUGCUGUGCUGGAACAAUCCGUCAUUACGGUUAUGGCUGAUGAUGCCGAUGGACCUUCAAACAGCCACAUCCACUAUUCAAUUGUAGGUGGCAAUCAAGGAAGUCCGUUCACAAUUGACCCUGCCAAGGGGGAGGUGAAAGUGACCAAGCUUCUGGACCGGGAAACAAUUUCCGGCUACACACUCACAGUGCAGGCAUCUGACAACGGCAGGCCACCCAGAGUCAAUACAACCACGGUGAACAUCGAUGUGUCUGAUGUCAAUGACAAUGCACCGGUCUUCGCCAAGGAAAACUACAGCGUAAUUAUCCAGGAAAAUAAGCCUGUGGGUUUCAGUGUACUACAGCUGGUAGUAACAGACAAGGAUUCUUCUCACAACGGUCCCCCCUUCUUCUUCACUAUUGAGAGUGGAAAUGAUGACAGCGCAUUUGAAGUUAACCAGCAAGGGGUCCUCCUGACGUCAGCUGCCGUAGACAGGAAAGUGAAAGAUCAUUACUUGCUGCGUGUGAAGGUGGCCGACAACGGAAAGCCUCAGUUGUCAUCUUUGACUUACGUUGACAUCAGGGUCAUUGAAGAGAGCAUCCACCCUCCAGCCAUCCUGCCCCUGGAGGUUUUCAUUACUGCUUUUGGAGAGGAAUACUCAGGCGGCGUCAUUGGGAAGAUUCACGCAACAGACCAGGAUGUGUAUGACACUCUAACCUACAGUCUGGAUCCCCACAUGGACAGCCUCUUCUCUGUUUCCAGCACAGGGGGGAAGCUGAUCGCCCACAAAAAGCUAGACCUAGGGCAGUACCUGCUCAAUGUCAGCGUGACGGAUGGGAAAUUCACAACGGUGGCUGACAUCACAGUGCAUGUCCGACAAGUAACACAGGAGAUGCUGAACCACACCGUCGCCAUCCGCUUUGCCAACCUCACCCCGGAAGAGUUUGUUGGGGACUACUGGCGCAACUUCCAGCGUGCGCUGCGGAACGUCUUGGGUGUGAGGAGGAGUGACAUACAGAUGGUGAGCUUGCAGCCCGCUGAGCCGCACCCCCACCUGGAGGUCCUACUUUUUGUAGAGAGAUCAGGGAGCGCCCAGGUGUCAACAAGACAGCUUCUGCACAAGAUCAAUGCUUCCGUGACUGAUAUCGAGGAGAUCAUUGGUGUUAGGAUCCUGGAUGUGUUCCAGAAGCUCUGUGCGGGACUGGACUGCCCACGGAAAUUCUGCGACGAGAAGGUGUCUGUGGAUGAAAAUGUGAUGUCCACACACAGCACGGCCAGACUGAGUUUUGUGACUCCCCGCCACCGAAGGACAGCUGUGUGUCUCUGCAAAGAAGGAACAUGCCCACUCAUCCAUCAUGGAUGUGAAGACAGCCCAUGCCCUGAGGGAUCAGAAUGUGUCGCUGAUCCCAGAGAGGAGAAAUACACCUGUGUCUGUCCAGGUGGCAAGUUCGGCCAGUGCCCAGGGAGCUCAUCUGUAACGUUUACUGGAAACAGCUUUGUGAAAUAUCGUCUGAAGGAAAAUGAAAACAAAUUAGAGAUGAAACUGACCCUGAGGCUCCGCACGUACUCCGCUCACGCCGUGGUGAUGUACGCACGGGGCACCGACUACAGCAUCCUGGAGAUCCAUAACGGAAGACUGCAGUACAAGUUUGACUGUGGAAGCGGCCCUGGCAUUGUGUCUGUUCAGAGCAUUCAGGUCAAUGACGGGCUGUGGCACGCAGUGUCCCUUGAAGUGCACGGCAACUACGCCAGACUUGUCCUCGACCAAGUGCACACUGCGUCAGGCACGGCCCCGGGGACUCUGAAAACCUUAAACCUGGAUAACCACGUGUUCUUUGGUGGCCACGUCCGGCAGCAAGGCACGCGGCAUGGAAGAAGCCCCCAAGUUGGAAAUGGUUUCAGGGGUUGCAUGGACUCCAUUUAUCUGAAUGGGCAGGAGCUCCCCUUAAAUAACAAACCAAGAAGCUAUGCCCACAUCGAAGAGUGGGUGGGCGUGUCCCCAGGCUGCUCCCUGACAGGCGCAGAGGACUGCUCCAGCAACCCCUGCCAGAACGGAGGCGUCUGCACCCCCUCGCCUGCCGGAGGGUAUUACUGCAAAUGCAGCGCCUUGCACCUAGGGGCGUACUGUGAGGUGAGCGUCAGCCCGUGCUCCUCCAACCCCUGCCUUUACGGCGGCACCUGCAUCGUGGACAACGGAGACUUCGUUUGCCAGUGCAGGGGCUUGUAUACUGGUCAGAGGUGCCAGCUUAGCCCGUACUGCAAGGAUGAGCCCUGCAAAAACGGCGGGACGUGCUUUGACAGUUUGGACGGUGCUGUCUGUCAGUGCGAUGCCGGUUUCAGAGGAGAAAGGUGUCAGAGUGACAUCGACGAAUGUGCUGCGAACCCCUGCCGUAACGGGGCCCUUUGUGAGAACACACACGGCUCCUAUCACUGCAACUGCAGCCACGAGUACCGAGGCAGACACUGUGAGGACGCGGCCCCCAACCAGUACGUGUCGACGCCGUGGAACAUCGGGCUGGCCGAAGGAAUCGGCAUCAUCGUUUUCAUCAUUGGGAUAUUCUUGCUGGUGGUGGUGUUCGUCCUCUGCCGCAAGAUGGUCAGUCGGAAGAAGAAGCAGAAACACCAGGCCGAACCGGGAGACAAGCACGUGGGACCAACCACAGCUUUCAUGCAAAGACCGUAUUUUGAUUCAAAACUAAAUAAAAACAUUUACUCAGACAUACCGCCCCAGGUGCCUGUCCGUCCUAUUUCCUACACUCCGAGCAUUCCAAGUGACUCCAGGAACAAUCUGGACCGAAAUUCCUUCGAAGGAUCUGCUAUCCCAGAGCACCCCGAGUUCAGCACCUUUAACCCCGAGUCUGUGCACGGACACCGGAAGGCAGUGGCUGUCUGCAGUGUGGCCCCAAACUUGCCACCGCCGCCACCUUCCAACUCUCCUUCUGACAGUGACUCCAUCCAGAAGCCCAGCUGGGAUUUCGACUAUGAUACUAAAGUCGUGGAUCUUGACCCCUGUCUCUCCAAGAAGCCUCUGGAGGAGAAGCCUUCCCAGCCGUACAGCGCCCGGGAGAGCCUGUCCGAAGUGCAGUCCCUCAGCUCCUUCCAGUCCGAGUCGUGCGAUGACAAUGCUUCCCUAGUGACUGUCAUGCACCUUGUCAAUGCCGUAGUUGACACGGUGACCCACGAAGAGUCUUUGGCUGCUCCCGACCUCAGCAAAUCAAGAGGCUAUCACUGGGAUACAUCGGAUUGGAUGCCAAGCGUCCCUCUGCCAGAUAUACAGGAAUUCCCCAACUACGAGGUUAUCGACGAGCAGACGCCGCUCUACUCCGCCGAUCCCAAUGCCAUCGACACAGACUAUUACCCCGGGGGUUACGACAUCGAAAGCGAUUUCCCACCCCCACCAGAGGACUUCCCUGCGCCUGACGAGCUGCCACCAUUGCCUCCAGAGUUCAGUGACCAGUUCGAGUCCAUACACCCUCCCAGGGACAUGCCUGCUGCGGGCAGUUUGGGCUCGUCCAGAGGCCGGCAGCGGUUCCACUUGAACCAGUAUCUGCCCAAUUUCUAUCCCGUCGACAUGUCCGAACCUCAGAAAGCAGGCCCCGGCGAGAGCAUCCCGUGCAGAGAGCCCUACGCGGCGUACCCCGCCGGGUUCCCGAGGAACUGCGAGGCGCCCGCCGCGGAGAGCGUGCCCCUGGCCGUGUACGCCUCCACGGCGUCCUGCUCCGACGUGUCCGCCUGCUGCGAAGUGGAGUCCGAGGUCAUGAUGAGUGACUAUGAGAGCGGAGACGACGGCCACUUCGAGGAGGUGACGAUUCCUCCUCUAGACUCGCAGCAGCACACGGAAGUCUGACGCCCCCACUGCCCCCGAAGUGCCUGGACUUAGCGAACCUAGAGAUUGU
Molecule: messenger RNA, 14305 nt
Organism: Pteronotus mesoamericanus
Lineage: Eukaryota; Metazoa; Chordata; Mammalia; Chiroptera; Mormoopidae
Gene: FAT1
Product: FAT atypical cadherin 1
Exons: 30
Coding region: 331-14256 (4641 amino acids)
Biological process (GO): homophilic cell-cell adhesion
Cellular component (GO): catenin complex; plasma membrane
Molecular function (GO): calcium ion binding; cadherin binding
Source: RefSeq, a predicted model, not a curated record